Messenger RNA from Gilbertella persicaria, 2451 nucleotides. Its product is annotated as fungal-specific transcription factor domain-containing protein. The record is from RefSeq and is a predicted model, not a curated record. Gene Ontology annotation, biological process: DNA-templated transcription. Gene Ontology annotation, molecular function: DNA binding; zinc ion binding. The transcript has 4 exons. The coding region runs from base 120 to 2402 and encodes 760 amino acids. Lineage: Eukaryota; Fungi; Mucoromycota; Mucoromycetes; Mucorales; Choanephoraceae.
UGUCGACUAAACACCAACUUAAAGAAAAGGAAGAACCUAAACAAAAACGCUAUAAAGUAGGAAAAGCCUGUUAUACUUGUCGUGUAAAGAAGAUCAAGUGUGAUGGAAUACAGCCUUGUAUGCAGUGUAAAGCCAGAAAAAGACAAUGUACUUUUUCAAAAGAUGGUGCCAUGGAAAUACAAGCAGAGAACGAUUCGACAGAACAACAGCACUCUCCUUCAUCUACGAAUUCAAGACCUCCUUCACCUGCACCUAAAAAGAUACAAAGAGACCAAAAGCAAAUGAACGCUGCAAUACAAGUCUUGAAUCGUCUUAACAAAGCUUGGCCAGGGGAAGGCAAAGAAGGCAAAUGGGAAUUGGAUCAAAAUAAGUUACGACAUGAUAUGUACAACCUCGAACCAGCUGACAAUGAAAUCAACAAUAGCAGCUUAUUACCUGCCAGAUCUACGCAACAACGCCUUGUACAACUUUACUACAAGCAUUGUUAUUCUAUAUUUCCUAUUGUACCUAAGCGAUUAUUUUUGAAACAGUUUGAAUCACCUAUAAAGACAAACAAUCCUUUACCAAGCCCACUUCUAUUGUUGGUCAUGUUUGCGCAUGCUGCACAUCAAAACAAGGAGCAAGAAGAGGCUGAUGGAUAUUUUAGGUUGGCUAGGACUGCCUUAUUGGAUGACUAUGUAGAUAAACCUAGCUUAAGUACAGUGAUAUCCCUUGUAUUGAUGUGCUUAUAUGAAUCUGAAGACAAUGUGAAUCCUACUAUGUACAGUGCCUUGGCCUAUCAAAUGUGCUUGGAUCUCGAAUUAAUACGUAACUACAAUGGUAAUAUAGAAAGUGAUCUCAAGGAGCUGAGGAAAAGAGUUUGUUGGGGAUGCUAUAUAUUGGACAAAUUGAUGCAUAUCCAGUCUGGUCAACCUUGGUUCCUGAGGAGCAAGGAUAUUGAGUUGGAUAUGCCUCUUUUACUGCCAGGAGAUGAUGUGACUGAACAUGGCAUAUUGGAGAGCUUUGUAUCUGCCAUUCGUUUGUUGCAGAUUGCCGAACGUGUCUUACAGCCUGAAUCACUCCAUCAAGUUGGUCAGCCUAUUAUACGAACCCAUACGCAUGACCAAAUGUCAUUUGAUUCGAAAAAUGAACUCUUGCAAUGGCUUCGUUCUUUACCUUCACAUUUACAAUGGACUCCUUCUUUUUCUACUACUUAUGCCCCUACUACUUCAACACACACUUCUGCACCUGCUAAUGGUAUGGUAGCACACAUUCAUUUACUCUAUAAUUAUAUUGAAUUAUGCGUUCUUAAGCCCUAUGCUACUUCCACUGUCAAAUCUAUCCAUGCAAGGUCAGCAGCAGUGGCAUCUAACUUGACUCGAAUUGUUUCUUGCCUUGCAGAAAAUAGCUCAUGGAUACUUAAUCAUUCCUUUACAGUCAAUGGUCUAUUCGAAUCUAUCAAAAUCCAUCUAAGGGACUGUGCAUGUGAAAAUAUGAAUUUAGCUCGUCAUGCUCGGUUCAUGUUCCAACAAUCAAUGCAUACGCUCAAAUCCUUUUUAUCUGAGGCCAAAACAGAACAAGUUACAUAUCGCAUUGUUCAAUUUGUUACUCGACUUGACCAGGCUAUCAAUGAAGCAGAUACCAAUAGUAUGUUCUCAGACGAUAUCAUGACUCCCUUUGUUCUCGGCAGUUUAAAUACACGGUAUGGUGAGGAAGAGCGGCAACAAUGGUCUAAACUAGAUUAUUUUGCAAAUGGGCUAGUGACACCACCUACAGUCAAAUCCAAAUCUAUUCAGAUGUCUUCAACCAUGUUUGCUUCUCCUGCUUAUGGGCAUAAUAGUCUAUUUGAUCAGCAAGAAUUCUGGAAAAUCAGAAACAAUCCACUUGAUUUUUUAUCCAACUCAAACACAGUCGAGUCUUGGCGAAACUCAAACCACAAAUCACCUUCUGUAAAUAACUCGCCCAAGCCGCCUGCUUAUCACUCUGAUCUUUUAUUAAACCAGUCGCAUUCGACUGAUAUAGCUGCUCUUGUAGCACAGAUACAGGAUAAGAGUAAUACUUCAAAUGAAGAUUGGAGUACGUCCUCUUCUAAUACAACACCAAUAACAGCCACUACAUCAGCUCCUCCUAUAACAACUACAGCAGUAACUAGUACAACUACGACAACUGCUUCUUCUUCUACCACCUCUACAGAUCAAUCCGAAAAUGACAGUUUACUUUAUUCAUUAUUAUCACGCCAAACACCAACAAGAAGACCCAGCGAACAAAAGCAACAUAGUACUUUUGUUCAGCCUUAUAUGAAUGUCGGUUUAGGCAUAUAUGCAUCAGCACAUCAACACCACAACGAUGUCAUAAGACAACAUUUGCCUGUGACAACAAAUAGACCUGUAACUAUGACCACGCAACCACAAGAACCACAAUAAACAUUUAUAUUUUACCCAUAUAUAGCAAUAUUUAAAGUUUUUAUACGCG